Molecule: messenger RNA, 5539 nt
Organism: Phacochoerus africanus (Common warthog)
Lineage: Eukaryota; Metazoa; Chordata; Mammalia; Artiodactyla; Suidae
Gene: ZFTA
Product: zinc finger translocation associated
Biological process (GO): negative regulation of DNA-templated transcription
Source: RefSeq, a predicted model, not a curated record
AGCUAGCAGCCAGCCGUCCGUGCGGCCGGCCGCCCCGUGCAUGCGCCCCGCGCCCCGGGGCCCCGCGCACCAAGCGCCGCGAGCGGGCCGCCGUCGGCCCCGCGGCCCCACGCCCCGCCGCCCCGGGGCCCCGCUCUGCAGCGCAGCGCAUGGAGCCCAGCGGGGACCACCGGAGCCGGAGCGGCGGCGGCAGGGGCGGCCCCGGGCCAGCAGCGGCCUCGGCACGGGGCCGACGGCUGCCGCCCUCUGGAUCAAGCGGCGGCGCGGAGCCCGAGGAGGACGACGGCGGGCAAGAGCUUCAGCUGGAAGGGGGUGCCUUGGGGUCCUGGGGGAGUGCCCCCCUGCCCUCUUCCAGGGCCAGGGGACCCGCAUCUUCAGGCAGGAAAUACUCAGACCACUGUGAGGCCCGGGCCUCAAGGCCUGGAAAGAGCCGCAUCCCCGGCCGUGACCACCGGCGCUACUACCACGACCACUGGAGGCUGGAGUACCUGAUGGACUUCAACCCUGCCCGGCACGGCAUGGUGUGCAUGGUGUGUGGCAGCUCCCUGGCCACUCUCAAGCUCAGCACCAUCAAGCGGCACAUCCGCCAAAAGCAUCCCUACUCCCUGCAUUGGAGUCCCCGGGAGAAGGAAGUCAUCAGCAACAGCUGGGAUGCCCACUUGGGGCUGGGGGCCUGUGGCGAGGCCGAGGGCCUGGGGGCCCAGGGGCCUGAGGAGGAGGAGGAGGAAGAAGAGGAGGAGGAGGAGGAAGGGGCUGGCCUCCCAGCUUGCCCGUCCAAGGGCCCAGGCAAAGCCCCAGCUGGUGGGGGUGACCGGCGCCAGCGGCGAGGGGGCCCAGUGGCACCCCGGGCUCGGCGUCGGCGCCUGUCGGCCUCCCGGAGGGCUGGGGGCAGCAGGGGGCUGGGUCCCCGGCGCCUGGAGCGGAGGCUGAAGGAGUCCCUGCAGAACUGGUUCCGGGCAGAGUGUCUCAUGGACUAUGACCCGCGGGGGAACCGGCUGGUGUGCAUGGCCUGUGGCCAGGCACUGCCCAGCUUGCACCUGGACGACAUCCGUUCCCAUGUGCUGGAGGUGCACCCCAGCUCCCUGGGGCUCAGUGGCCCCCAGCGCAGCGCCCUGUUGCAGGCCUGGCGUGGCCAGCCUGAGGCACUAUCUGAGCUCACCCAGUCCCCUGCAGACGAUGACCUCGUCCCCCAGGACCUGACCAGAAAGAGCCGGGACUCGGCCUCCGCUGCUGGAGCCCCUUCCUCUCAGGAUCUCAGCCCUCCAGACGUAAAGGAAGAGGCUGGCUGGGUCCCUGAGAGGCCCGGGCUGGCAGAGGAGGAGGAGCUGGAGGAGGGCGAGAGGGUGGGGGUCCAGGACACGGCUCCGCGGGGCCGCAACCGGCGCCGUCACUACCGGGAGCGCUGGCGGCUGGAGUACCUCAUGGAGUUGGACGGCGGCCGGCGCGGCCUGGUGUGCAUGGUGUGCGGGGGCGCGCUGGCCUCGCUCAAGAUGAGCACCAUCAAGCGGCACAUCCGCCAGCGCCACCCGGGCUCCACGCGCCUCGGCGGGCCGGUCAAGGCCCUCAUCGCCCAGGAGUGGAGCGACAAGGCCGCCCACCUGCUGGCCCUGGGGCUGCCGUGCCCCGAGUCCCCCAGGGACCCUGCCGCCCCCAGCACAGCCGCAGCCUCCGAGGAGGGGGGAGGGGAAGAGGAGGAGGAGCCGGAGGAGGAGGAGGAGUGGUGGGGCGACGUCCCGCUUUCCCCUGGGGAACCGUCAGAGCGGCCCGCUGAGGAGGAGGACGACGACGAGGACGGCCCAGAGCCCGGGGGCCUGGCCUUUCCGCCCCUGCCCCCGCCCCCGCCUCCGCCGCCCCCGCCGCCCCCCCGCAGCCGAGAACAGAGGCGGAACUACCAGCCGCGCUGGCGGGGCGAGUACCUGAUGGACUACGACGGCAGCCGGCGCGGCCUGGUGUGCAUGGUGUGCGGGGGCGCGCUGGCCACGCUCAAGGUCAGCACCAUCAAACGGCACAUCCUGCAGGUGCACCCCUUCUCCAUGGACUUCACGCCUGAGGAACGCCAGACCAUCCUGGAGGCCUACGAGGAGGCGGCGCUGCGUUGCUACGGCCAUGAGGGCUUCGGGCCACCGGCCCCGGCGCCGCGCGACGGCGGCGCGGACCUCAAGGCGGGCGCCGUGUGUCGGGCGUAGGGAACUCGGCCUCGAGGGGCCGUGCCCCGCCCUCGGGCUGGGAGCUCCAGCUUCCUGCGGCCCCGACCGCUGCCAUUGCCCCCCGCUGGCCGGGCCGGGCGGAGAUUGGGGAUUGGGCGGGGUCGCCGGCUUCCGCUUGGUCCCGGAGAGCUCCCUAAACUAGUCAGGGCGCCGCGGGAAGCGCGCUCUCCCCUCGGACCCGGGGCCCAGGCCCUCCAGGCUCAGGGCCUCACGUUCCUGAGAAGCCACAGCGUUUGCACGGAAAGCUUCCGGCCUCUGCCCGCACCCCUCGAGGUGAUGUCGUGCCAGGCCGGGACGGGGGCGCCGACAGUCAGUAUUAAGACCCCCCCAGUAGGGUGGGGUGGGAAGACGGGAAGGACGCGCCAGCGCCCCGCCCCGGGGGCCCAGCUCUUGGAGCUGCACGCCGGCAGGGACGGCUCCGGUAGGGACGGCUCCCGGGCCUGGGCGCCUGCCGCCCAGUCCUUGUUGGCGUUUUCGCCCUCCCCGGGCCUGGACUGCAGAGGAGGGCCUUCCUCGCGAGGCGGGGCUACCGGGCUGGGGAACCGGCCCGCCCGCGGGUGGGGGGCGGGGCGCCUGCCUCCGGGCGGGCCCUGCGGGGACGGCCGCCCUCGCCUUCCCGCCCCCGCCGCGACGCCCGCCCGGACCCAGAUCUUGUAAAGGGAUUAGCACUUUUUUCCUUUGCUCCUCUCCUGUUCCGAAUGCUCCCGUUUACCCCUAAACUCGGUUUGGCGCUCCUGCUUCAGCGGCCCCGUCAGUUCGAGCCCGGGGCACUGGAGGUCCCGGCAGUGGGUGUUAAGUUCCCGUUCCCUCCCUGUCCCUUUUUGUACUCGGUGGACGCGCCACCCGUUCUCAGCCCCCAGGGCCUGGGGCCGGGCCUCAGCCUUUCUCCUCCACGCGCGGCAGCGCCAGGCCCUGAGGGGCCGGGAAUGGGCCCCGCGAUCUCCCAGGCAGGUCCGAGAGGGAUGUGUAGAUUCAUUCUCCUGUGGAGAACAGGUGGCCCCGAGAUCAGGCCCUUUUUGCUCUUUGUAUUUUAUUUUGAAACUGUAUUUAAUGCUUUUAUAUGAAAGGGGGAGGGGCGGGGAGAGCUGUCCGUCACCCUUAUGUGCAAAUGUCUUAUUUAUUAAGCGUGUAUCAGAGAUAAGCUGUGAGGUGGUGGAGGAAGGACCUAAAGGUAGGAGGAGCAAGGAUGGAGGCGCGGUUGGAAGAACCCCAAACAUGACAGACUUAGGUGUGCCUCUCCAGGCUCCUCCUGGGAGUCUCUGGGCCCCAAUUUCUGCUCUUCACAGAGCCAGGCCAGUUCCUUUGGUCUUAAAGCCUGAGAGUGGGGGGGGGGGAGUGCAGUCAGCGAGUUGGGACUUCAGGGCUGGGUCUGGAGGGGAAGAGGCCCUGGCACUUGGGGCCAGGAGCUGCCUCUGUGGGUGGGAAAGCAGAGCAAAGAGAAGGCUUCCUCUCCUCCCAGCGCCCCCAGGUCGGAGCCCAAGGUUCAAGUGCCUCAGGCCCAGGUCCCUUGACUCUUCCUGAUUGGGAAUUGAAUUUUAUACCACGAAUUUUAUAGGAUUUUUAUAUAAUUCAAGGUUGUCAGAGUUGGAAAGACCUUGGAGAUCAACUCGUACCCACCCCCCACCCCUUUCAGAUAGGUAAAAUGAAGCCUAGAAACUGAGAUUACCACAUACCAGGUAGGAACAGUACCAGGGCUAGACUAAAAACCUCAACUCGCAAUUCAGUGUUCUUUGCACUAUACCACAUGGCCUCCCGAUCUCUGGUAAGUUAAAAGUUUCUUUUACCGUUAGGCCUGCCAAAGGCUGGCGUGUGCUGGGUGCCACAGGCCAUCACAGUGCACUUGUGGCCUCUUGGGGAUGGCGAAGAACAGCACACUUCCCUGGAAUGAGCUUUCUGCAGGGCAGCUCUUGCCACCAUAGGCUUCAGCCGGAAGCCGCUGGCAGCAGCCUUCUCCAUCAGAACUCCAGAAGUAGGGCUGACCGCCACCUGGCCCAAGGCUUUGCUACUGGGCAAAGGCUCUGGCAUUGCGUUUUGAUGCCACUAGGGAUUCAGGAAACACUGCAUGGGCUGUCAGUGGACUGAAAAGUGAAUUCCCAGAGUGUUUAAACCUCCAGGUUUUGAGACAGUAUUAAAAGCUUGAGAACAGGGAUUAUGGGUGGCACUGCCAUUUUUAUUUUCCUUCAUGCAUGUUGUUUUCAGAUCCAGACGGCGUGUUCUGCCACUUUUGCUACUCUGCCUAUUCAAAAACAGUAGGCACACUGGGGCAAUUAUCAUAGUCAUCCAAGCCCUCUGCCGAACUUCAGGUAAGCCCGGGCAGAGAGCAGGGUGGGACUGGUUUUUCCUCUCAAUAGGCAGGAAGAGGCCUUAGGAUGCCCUCACUGAGAGGCAGCCCCAAGCACUUCACUGGUUCUCAAAGGCGUGGCCACCAGAACAGCUUCACCACAUUAGGAGCUUACUAGAAAUGUGAAUUCUUGAGUCCCAGCUUAUGGAUCAGAAACUGGGGUGGGUGGGGCCUAACAAUGAUUCGAUAAGCCCUCCAAUGAUCAUGAGGCUUACCGAAGUUCUGAGCACCAGUGAUCUAGAAAGUUCCACUGUAGUGAGUACUGCUUUGCAGCUAUAGCCUCACAAGUUAAGGGUCAGGAAAUGAGGUGGUCUCAGCUCUCGGUGCCUCCUCCUUGCCUUGGGAGUCUGACAUGAACAGGUGAAGUUUCUUCAUGAACUUUUUUGUUGAUGGUAUGCUUGCUAUUAUGGCCAAUAUGUAAAUGUUACUCUGAAUACAUAUUUAUAUACCAUGUUAGUGACAUUAUUUGAACAUUUGUAUGCGUAUUUGUGAAGUUGUUUGCAUCAGUUAUUUUAAAAAAAUUUCAGCCUAAGUUUUCUAAGAGGUAUGUUGAAUAAAUUUUUAAAAUCCAGUUUAAGGGUCAUGGCAGCCUUAGUUCUGGGAAAGACCAAAUCCAAGGUGACAAGUUCUUUCAGCAAAGACCUGAUGCAUUUGGUUUCCAUUUCCCAUCUUAAGUACAUUGUGACUGUGUGAUUUAUAGGCUGCUUCGUGUUGCAGGUGGGGGAACCCUCCUAGGUUGGUGUGAACUGGGACAACAGACCUCUCUGGCCUCUUCCACGUCUCAUCUUUCUCCUAAGGUCAUUUAUUUUCUUUCAGAAACCAAAUGCUUUGCUCUACUAUGGAAAUUCUGCAAUCUUGGAAAUCAUUACCAGUAUCAACUACUUUUUAAAGUUUCAGAAGUGGAGUGGGGAUGGGGGCCAGUGGAAGCCUUGUUUGGUUCUUACUUUACCCAAACUGUGUAUAAAGAAUAAAGUUAGCAGAUGACACCACA